Messenger RNA from Pelodiscus sinensis (Chinese soft-shelled turtle), 2903 nucleotides. The record is from RefSeq and is a predicted model, not a curated record. Lineage: Eukaryota; Metazoa; Chordata; Testudines; Trionychidae.
CUGAGUGCAGUGCUGCACCCAGGAGUGAAUGUCUAGGAAGAGCAAGCAUCUACCCCUCGCAGAGAAGAACUGUCCAGAGGUGCAGAGGGAAACGCUGAUAAAUGUUUGUGCAAACAGAAAACUUUACCUCUUGUAUUCAGGAGCUCCGCCCACUACAGUCAGAAGCCACAGAGCCUGUGUGUGGUGGUGGAUUAGGCAUUUGCAUAGAAGAGUACUAGUCCUGCUGCAUCAGCCAUGGGGCUCAAACUCAGGGAGAAAGCUGCUUCCUUCUUCUUUGAAUAUGACACUCCUCGGAUGGUGCUUGUGCAGAACAAGAAAGUGGGACUCAUCUUCCGGCUGAUCCAGCUCGUGGUGCUUGGAUACAUCAUAGGGUGGGUUUUCCUCUAUGAGAAGGGCUAUCAGUCAGAGGAUGGCAUCAUCAGCUCGGUCUCGGUGAAGCUGAAAGGUUUAACCGUUACUAACAUUAGUGGGAUGGGCCCACGCGUCUGGGAUGUGGCUGACUAUGUUUUUCCACCUCAGGGGGACAGUUCUUUUGUGGUGAUGACGAAUGUCAUUAUCACCCAUGGACAGAAGCAGGAUAUUUGCCCUGAGCUGCCAGAUGCUGGAGAAUGCAAUAAUGACAGCGAUUGUACCCAAGGGAAGUACAGUCGCCAAGGGCAAGGAAUCAUGACUGGGAAGUGUGUCAAUUUCAACAGCGAUGACAAGACCUGUGAGAUUUUUGGCUGGUGCCCAGUAGAAGAAGAUGAUCAGAUUCCUAAAGCUGCUCCAAAUCCAUCCCAGAGUCUUCCAGACAUUCUCGCAAAGGUUCUUCCCCUUUCAGGCCCCCCGUUGCUCUUAGAAGCGGAAAACUUUACCUUAUUUAUUAAGAACAGCAUCACCUUCCCCAAGUUUAAAGUCUCCAGACGCAACCUGGUGGAGAGCAUUACCUCGAGCGAUCUGAAAAAAUGCACCUAUCACAAAAUACAUGAUCCCCUUUGCCCUGUGUUUGAGCUGGGAUACAUCGUGAAGGAGUCGGGACAAGAUUUUCGUGUUUUGGCCCUUAAGGGUGGAGUUGUCGGUAUCACCAUAGACUGGAAUUGUGACCUUGAUUGGCCUGUGACAUACUGUAAACCUCUUUAUGAGUUUCACGGACUUUAUAAUGAUGACAAUAAUGUUUCACCAGGCUUCAACUUCAGGUAUGCCAAAUACUACAGAGAUAAUGGAACAGACUACAGGACUUUGUACAAGGUGUUUGGAAUCCGGUUUGACAUUCUGGUGAAUGGAAAGGCAGGUAAAUUUGACAUCAUCCCUACGAUGACCACAAUAGGCUCCGGAAUUGGUAUAUUUGGCGUGGCAUCGGUGGUGUGUGACCUGGUCCUGCUGCACUUUCUCCCAAAACGGGAUUAUUACAAACAGAGGAAAUUCAAAUACGCAGAAAUGAAGCCUUCCGGGCCUGAAAAAGAAGAUGCUGCCCCUUCCUCCACGUACAAUCUGCAGAACAACAUGACGGACUCUCAGUGAAAUGGCCUGCACUGAAAGAAGAACCUGCAUCCUCUUCAUCUUCUGAUAUGUUUUCACUGCCCCUGGUUCAUCAAGCUGUCAACAACCAAAGGCCAACUGAACUCACCAUUUUGUACCUUAGACUGAGUCUUCCUAGGAUGAUACAUCGGGUCUGUUUUUCAGCUGGCUCUGUGUCAGGAUAGGAGCACGUACCUUCAUGAGCCCACGCAAAAAGGGAGUGGAAGGCUGGUGCAGAUGGUGCUGAUUUACUCACUGCUAUAGACACUGACUAGUUUUAACGAAACGAUUCUGACAUAGGGGAUCCUCCCGGUCUUCACUCUAAGAAAAGAGAUGUAUGGAGCCCCAUUCAGUUAAAGCACAGAGGGACUUUUUCAUUGCUUUGUUUUUGUUUUUUAAAGGCCUUCUCAAAUGCUCCCUUCUUUGGGCCACAUCACAUAGACAGAGGGAGAGAGGUUAGGCCAAAACGAAUGUUGAGUCUAAAACAACCGUGGGGAGACCCAAACAGUACUGAUUACAUCGCACUCUUGACCCCGGUGGGGGGCUGGCGUGGCCCGAGAAGGCCACAAGCUUUUAAGGUACAAGCUUUUUUCCUCAGAACCCACUUGAAGAAAAUUGUGGAUUCCUGCGACCCAACAUAAUUUGGCUGGAGUGUGGGCUCCAGAGUGGGACUGAGGAAGAGAGUUUGGGGAUGGAGGUGGAGACUCAGGUUUUGGAGGGAGGGGUGUCAGGGCUGGGGCAGGAGGGGUUUACCUUGAGCGGUUCCCAGACAGUGGGGGUGCUAAGGUAGCAUCCUGCCUCUCUUGGCCCUGUAGACCAUGCUGCACCCCAGAAGAAGCCAGCGGCAAGUUCCUAGCUCAUGGGAGUGCAGAGCUAGUGCUCAGGGCGGGGGCAGUACACAGAGCCCUGUGCGCUCUUCUCCCACCCCUAGAGCUGGGCCUGUUGCUGGAAGCUUUUGGAGCACAGCAUGGUCUGCGGUGCCAGGACAGGCAGGUCGCUGCCUUAUCCUCCCCACUGCUCACCUGAUCUCCCUGCAGCAACGAGCUUCGGGACCUGACAUUCCACUACUCAGUACUUGGGCGCGACCCGUCGUUUGAAACCCACUGCAAUAAGGCACCCACCCAUUGAGUCUAAUGAGAUCACAGCAGACAGGUCUAGUUGCGACUAGACCUUCUGUGGUUUAUUAAAUGCACAGAGGCUGUUUAGAGCUAUGCCUUGGAUUAGCCUAAGCUUUGCCUCCUUUGUUGGGACUUCGUUAGCCCUGGCUAAGCUACUGUCCGGUCGGAGGACCUCGUCCUGCUGAGGACUGCACUGUUCUUCUUGGUCAAUUAGAGCACUUGGUAAUUAUCUGUGGUGGAAAAAUGGUUAUUUUGUAAUAAUGUAUUUUAUUAAAAAAUAAACCUCUA